ACGUCAUUACGUACGACGUCGGUACUUUGUGCGCGGGAGCUUUGGUUAUCAAACAGCGGCGUUUGAGGGAAAGAAGAAGUAGUAGGCAGGUAAAAAUAAAACCUGCAGGUAGACCGAACUAAACAUCCAGUUUCACGGAAAGCACACAGGUUUUCACACUCAGACCAUGGCCAUGAGAAGCGAGGCCAGAGUGGAGGCGGAGGUAGAAGAGGAGGAAAACUUUGGGCCACAGCCUCUGUGCAGACUGGAGCAAAGUGGAAUCAGCGCCAGUGACAUGAAGAAGCUGGAGGAUGCAGGGUUCCACACCAUCGAAGCAGUGGCCUAUGCACCCAAGAAGGAGCUACUCAACAUCAAGGGCAUUAGCGAGGCCAAAGCCGACAAAAUUCUAACUGAAGCUGCCAAACUGGUGCCUAUGGGCUUCACCACAGCAACCGAGUUCCACCAGAGGAGAGCAGAGAUCAUCCAGAUCUCUACUGGCUCAAAGGAACUAGACAAACUCCUGCAGGGUGGCAUUGAGACGGGUUCAAUCACAGAGAUGUUUGGAGAGUUUCGGACGGGGAAGACCCAGCUGUGCCACACACUGGCUGUCACCUGUCAGCUGCCUAUUGAUCAAGGAGGUGGAGAAGGUAAAGCCAUGUACAUCGACACAGAGGGAACCUUCAGACCGGAGAGACUCCUCGCUGUAGCUGAGAGGUAUGGGUUGGUGGGGAGUGACGUUUUGGACAACGUGGCCUACGCCCGGGCCUUCAACACAGACCAUCAAACUCAGCUGCUGUAUCAGGCUUCUGCCAUGAUGGCCGAGUCCAGGUAUGCUCUGCUGAUAGUGGACAGCGCCACAGCUCUGUACAGAACUGACUACUCAGGCAGAGGAGAGCUGUCGGCCAGACAGGGACACCUUGGACGUUUCCUCCGCAUGUUGCUCAGGCUGGCAGAUGAGUUUGGCGUUGCCGUGGUGAUAACCAACCAAGUGGUGGCACAGGUGGACGGGGCGGCUAUGUUUUCCGCAGAUCCCAAAAAACCAAUCGGUGGCAACAUCAUGGCCCACGCCUCCACCACACGUCUGUACCUGAGGAAGGGCAGAGGAGAGACCAGGAUCUGUAAAAUCUACGACUCGCCGUGCCUGCCAGAGGCUGAAGCCAUGUUUGCCAUCAACGCUGACGGAGUGGGCGACGCCAAGGACUGAGGUGGCAGCAGAGGAGCAGGAAGCAGCAGGUUGGGGUAAAUGCUACUCUCACACCUGCUGAACUCCUGGACUUGGACUGUCUUGUGUACAUGUGUGGGCUUCCUCCCAUCACACAAAACCUCUCACUGGAGGUGGAGGUCAGAGGCUGCAUGAUGUGAUGGUUUCAUGCUGAGAAAGACUAUCGAGAUCUGACCUUCAGGGACUCAGUGGUGCAACACGAUAUUCUCUGCAGCAUAUUGUAUUCGACAACAAAUAUUCAUCCUGCGAUUAUGACUUCAUCAUAAUUGUAGGAUUUGUCUCUGCUGUUAAGAGAAACUAGCUCAUAAUUGACUUAGUGUGUCCAGAAAUUUAAAAAACUUCAUGAGGUCUUGAUCAUGUAAUGAAAUCCAAACUUCCCUGACCAGUAUCUAAUUCGUAUGAAAACUAUAACAUGGCCUUUACGUAUUGUGGUUGUGAGAUCUUUGUUGUGUAAUUACAAAAAAUGGAAAUGCCCAAAGAUCUCAUAAUUAGAGCUGUAACAUUUCUGUUGAGUACAAUGUGCUGCUGUGGUUCCAUCUAUGGAGUGGCCAAAAGUAAUAAUUUUGUAAAAUCAUUGUUAAUAGUUUGAGAUCUUUUUCGUUAUCUUUGUGUUGAUAAUUUCGGCUGAGUGGCGUGUUCGGUUUUGUACGUUUAAUAGGAAGUGCUUUGCAGUGAAUGCAGCCGAAACUAAUUUUUUCAUGAAAGCCUUCCUAGAAAACUGCACUUUAACGUAGUUAAAGAAAGGAAUGUUUUCAUCUCUCGCCAGCUACACAACUACUGUUUGACCCUUCUCUGUUUGUUUUCACUAGAAUCCUCUGUAUAUAUACACUUAGAGAUAAAUUCAAUUUGUUUUACGAUUAAAA
Acanthochromis polyacanthus (spiny chromis) is the source of this 2064-nucleotide messenger RNA. It is a transcript of the gene rad51, whose product is annotated as RAD51 recombinase. Gene Ontology annotation, biological process: mitotic recombination; reciprocal meiotic recombination; double-strand break repair via homologous recombination. The transcript has 10 exons. Lineage: Eukaryota; Metazoa; Chordata; Actinopteri; Pomacentridae. The record is from RefSeq and is a predicted model, not a curated record. The coding region runs from base 167 to 1183 and encodes 338 amino acids. Gene Ontology annotation, cellular component: condensed nuclear chromosome. Gene Ontology annotation, molecular function: ATP hydrolysis activity; single-stranded DNA binding; ATP-dependent DNA damage sensor activity.